Molecule: messenger RNA, 745 nt
Organism: Drosophila innubila
Lineage: Eukaryota; Metazoa; Arthropoda; Insecta; Diptera; Drosophilidae
Gene: Cisd2
Product: CDGSH iron-sulfur domain-containing protein 2 homolog
Exons: 3
Coding region: 92-490 (132 amino acids)
Biological process (GO): regulation of autophagy
Cellular component (GO): intracellular membrane-bounded organelle; mitochondrial outer membrane
Molecular function (GO): 2 iron, 2 sulfur cluster binding
Source: RefSeq, a predicted model, not a curated record
GCCAGGUGGCAACAUUGGAAACUCUAUCAGACACAACUAACUAUAUUUGUGUACUGCAUUUGUGCUUAAUUUUGUUAAUAAUAAAUAAAAUAUGGAGCCAAUAUCGCACUUAGUCAAGUCAACUUUGCCAAACUAUUUGUCGAAUUUGCCAAUUCCCGACAGCUUUGGCGGCUGGUUUAAGUUAUCAUUCAAGGAUUGGCUUGCGCUCAUUCCACCCACCGCUGUUGUUGCCGGCAUUGGCUAUGCCAGUUACCUGGCCUUCUGUCCAGCUGCUCAGGGCAGAUGCAGUCAGAAAAAUGGACGCUGCAAUAAUCAUGUUCGCAAACACGAGGCUAAAGUCGUAGACAUGAUCGAUGUGGAGGACAUUGCGGAGAAGGCAGCAUUCUGUCGCUGCUGGAAGACCAAGAACUGGCCCUACUGUGAUGGCAGCCACGCCGAGCACAACAAGCAAACCGGUGACAAUGUCGGACCCGUCGUUAUCAAGAAGUAAUUGGCGUCUUUGACUUGCCGCUAAUGCAGCCGAGUACCCAGUUUCUUAUACUGACCUCGUCGACCUUUUUAGCAUUUCCUUAUUGAAAUUCGCGUAGAACUUUUCUACAUUUUGCCACUCAAAUAAGCUAAUUAAAAUGCAUCGAUUGCAAAUUGUGUGAAUUCUUCAGAUUAGUCAACCUAUUCGUAAUAUAAGCAAAAAUUGAUGGACAUAAGCCUAAUGAAGCAAAUAAAAAUAUUGUCUGAAUGAAUGCAA